UGGGAGGAGAAGGAGGAGGGAGUGAACGAGAGGAAGGAGAAGCCUUCUCAGUUUCUGUGAGUCCUGCUGGCUGUAGGCUACAGAAUGAGCGCAGUUGCUUUCCUCUCAGUCUGAGAGGCAACUGCUGUUUUUUUUGGUUUUUUUCUUUUGUUUUUUUUUGUUUUUCCUUUUCUUUGUGUGCCACACAUCAGUAGGAGACACUGCAGAUUUGCUUCCCUUUCAUCUUCUUCUUUUUUUUAACCUGUCUUCUACUUGUCUGUUAUUAUUUUUGUUGCCAUGCCGGUAGUUGGCGUAGCUUCCAAGCUUAGGCAACCCUCUGCAGUGGGCACGAAGCCAGUGCACACCGCUCUCCCCAUCCCUAGCGCGGUCAGAGCGGCCACCUCGCAGGGCUACAUGGCCCGACAGCAGGAACUCAGGACAAGCGAAGGUACCCUGGGGCUCUCCUGCCAGCUGUCAGUCAAGUCUGAAUACAAGCGAGAGAAGAGCCCAGAAGGGAAGUCCAAAGCCGAGACGGAGGAGAGCAAGAUCUGCAAGAUCUACACAGACUGGGCCAAUCACUACCUGGCCAAGUCUGGCUGUCCGCGUCUCAUCAAGGACCUGAGCCAGGAUGUCACAGAUGGAGUCCUGCUGGCACAGAUCAUCCAGAUCAUAGCGAAUGAGAAGGUGGAGGAUAUCAAUAGCAGCCCCAGGAGCCAGUCGCAAAUGAUUGAGAAUGUGGAUGCCUGCCUCAGUUUCCUGGAUGCCAGAGGAGUGAAUGUACAAGGGCUCUCAGCAGAAGAAAUCAGGAAUGGCAACUUAAAGAGUAUCCUGGGUCUCUUCUUCAUCCUGUCACGCUACAAACAGCAGCAACAGCAACAGCAGCAGUAUUACCAGUCCCUGGUGGAGCUCAGCCAGCAGACCAGCAGCACCGCAUCAUCUGCCAGCAGCCACAAAUCACAAGAGAUGCAGUCCAGUCUCACAGCACGAUAUGCAAGUCCUCCAGGCCACAGUGGAAUAGGUUCACCACAGAAGAAAAACACCAGGUUACCAGGGCCCUCCAGAGUACCUGCUGCGGGCAGCGGCGCCUCCAGGAGCCCAGGCUCAUCCAACCUCAACCGUCGGAGCCAGAGCUUCAACAGCAUUGACAAGAGCAAGCCUCUUCAGUAUGCCAGUGGCAAUGAUAGAGAGGCUGUGAGAGGCAUCCCGGUACCUAGUGGGAUGAAUGGAAGUGGUGUUGGUGGCAUGGUUCCCACCAGCCUCAGCGGGCAGCAGCUGGCCUCUGCCAUCCCUUCCCCCACAGCUGGCAAGUCCUGGCGCAGCAAGUCCAUGAAUCUUAAGCACAGCGCAACUUCAUCCAUGCUGGCAAGCCCUACACACUCCCCUUCUACCACCCCAUCACCGCAAGCCCCGGAAGGGGAUGGGUCAAAAGUAGGGUCAAGUGUUGCACCACCUCAAAGGUCAAUGCUGGAGAAAUUUCGGCUGAUUAACCCCCGAUCAGCUUCAAGAGCAUCGCCGUCUGUGGUGGAGAUGGCUUUGCAGGAGGAAGAUGACCUGUCAGAGUAUGGUGAAGAUGGAUUGACGCCUACAGGGUCAGCAUGCAGCACUGUUAGUAGCAGUGCUACCGCCAAACAAAUGGCUACAAAGACCCCUGCGUCGUCCCUCACCGCACCGAGCAAAACGUCCUCAUCUUCAUCCUCUUCUUAUUCAAAGGCGUCCGCCAGUGGUAGCAGGUCUCAAGCCUCCUCCAAAGACAAGGAGGACAAGAGCAAGUCUGGGAAGCCUUGUAAGGACAGCUCUCCCCCGAAAGAGGAGCGUGAUACAUUUCCCGAGUCCACGAAGAAGACUUCAAAAAUCGCGAGCCUCAUCCCGAAAGGAGGGAAGUCAUCGUCAGGGAAGAAAGAUGGUGGCGCCCCCUCAGCUUCAAGCGGCAUCCCAAAGCCAGGACUUAAAGCUCCCUCGGCAUCAUCAGCAAAGCCGCAAAGUCAGUCCCAGGCCCAAAACCAGGCCGCCUUAAACAGCAGCGGAAAUAUGCGGGGAGGAGAGGGAGAGAGAGCCAAGCUAACCAAAGGGGGGCAAAGUGGGAGUUUCUAUAUCCAACGCUCCGUAGGGGGCCCAGAGGGCAAACGGACCAGCAUGACCUUGUCCACCAGCACAUCAGCCCUGUCGGCGUCCACUGUGGGAGGAAGUGGGGGAGGGGGAGGGGGAGGAACACCAGGAGGAAAUGGAGUAGUUCAGCUUCCCCAGCAGCAGCAGCACAACCAUCCCAAUACAGCCACUGUGGCCCCCUUCAUGUACAGGACAUUCUCAGAAAAUGACUGCACCAUGGUGGCCCCAGCCGACCCCUGCCUCAGCCCCACCAAGGGAGAGCUAGUCUACAGCAAGACAGCCAAACAGUGCCUGGAGGAGAUAUCAGGAGAAGACCCUGAGACAAGACGUAUGAGGACAGUAAAGAACAUCGCUGACCUACGGCAGAACCUUGAAGAGACCAUGUCCAGUCUACGGGGGACACAGAUCAGUCACAGUACAUUAGAAACAACCUUUGACACGACAGUAACCACUGAGGUGAAUGGGCGGAGUAUACCUGCCCUCGCCGCACGCUCCUCCCCCAUGUCCUGGCGCCUGGGCCAAUCACAAACCCCACGUCUCCAGGCAGGUGAUGCCCCCUCGAUGCCCAGUGGCUAUGCUGCACCCAGGGCGAGCACAACAGGCGCAGGCACCACCACAGGGCGCUAUAGUGGGCACUCGGAGCCCUCCAGAUACCUUACAGAUGGCAGCCUUCAUCUGUAUGCACGGAACACCGGCCGAGCCUCUGAUGCAGCUUCUUCUCGAGACAUAUCCCAAAGAGGAAGCAAAGAGAUGCAGGGUGACAUUGACAGCUGGGAUGACAGCAGCUCAGUGAGCAGCGGCCUAAGUGACACGCUGGACAACAUCAGUACUGAUGAUCUGAACACACCCGCAUACUCCUGUGUCAGCUCAUCGCGCAAAAGCAAAGGAGCGCAGUCCCAGAAAGGAAGCAGAUCCAAGCAUGCGGAGCAGGAGGUGAGCAGCAGUUGGGCUGGAGCUGAGGACCUGAAGAAGGUAGAGGAGGAGCUGGACGCAAGCAUGGAUCCUAGCAGUGGCCUUUCCCGCUGGAAGCCCUCCUCAUCUUCCCCAUCCUGCCAAACCCAGGGCCAGUAUGAGGACGCCAGUCAGAAGGCAGCUGCGCUGGCCCAGAUGUCCCAAACAGGCUCAUGGAGGAGGGGUAUGACAGCCCAGGUGGGCAUUACACCACCCAGAACCAAGGGGACGUCUGCUGCCCUGAAAACACCAGGCAAAACCGAUGAUGCAAAGGCCUCAGAGAAGGGUAAAGUGCCUUCCAAGAGCUCAUCUGGCAUCCAGCGCUCACCCUCAGAUGCUGGCAGGAGUAGUGGGGACGAAGGCAAGAAACCCCCUUCUGGCAUCACACGCCCACCCAACACAGGCUCAUUUGGAUACAAGAAGAUCCAGGGUGCCACUGGCACCCUAAUUACCUCAAGUGGUGCGACACUCGCCAGUGGCUCAGCCACCCUGGGCAAGGCACCCAAAUCUUCAGCUGCCAUCAGCAAAGGUGCAAGCAUCAGUGGUGUGCGGAAGACCAGUCUGGAUGGCUCGCAGCCCCAGGAUGAUGGCAUCCUGCUCAGCUGCAGUGGCUCAAAAGUGACCCUGCAGUACCGCUCCUUACCCAGGCCAGCUAAAUCCUCCAGUGGGGUGGCCGCAGGGCGCAGCGGGCAUCGCUCCAGCUCCAGCAGCAUUGACUCAAAUGUCAGUGGCAAAUCAGCUGGUGGGACAACAAUGCAAACAGGCGCUAAACGCAGGGACGGGAAAGUGGGCUCAGAACGCUCUAGUCCCAUCACCAUCAACCAGACAGAUAAGGAGAAAGUGGCGGUGUCAGAUCAAGACCCAGCAGCAGGACUAUCCACCUCCCCAAAGUCUAGCCCCACCUCCACCUCAACAGGCCAGUCAGGCCUCAGGCAACCAGGCUCCAAGUACCCCGAUAUCGCUUCUCCAACCUUUCGCAGAUUGUUUGGUACCAAAGCUAGCAGCAAGGCCAGCUCUCCUGGCACGCCCGACUCUGGCAAGUGCCCCUCAAUACUGGGCAGCCCGCACGGCACACUGGCGAGACAAGCCAGUCUGGACUCGCCUUCCUCUGGCACUGGGAGCCUGGGCAGCACUGGCGGCCUGAGCGGUGGCAGCAGCCCUCUGUAUGGUAAAACCCCAGACCUGUGCACCGACUCCCCGGCCUCCAGCCCAGCCUCUGGCCUCUCCCUGCCCUCCAACGCUCGGCCCUGGCCUGCCUGUAGCUCAUCUGCUGGCAGCAAGGACACACUGAGCUGCCAAAGCAUGACCAGUCUGCACACCAGCUCUGAGUCCAUUGAUAUACCGCUGGGCCACCAUGGGCCCAAGGUUACACGAACCGGCAGUGUCAAGUCCACCCUGUCUGAGGGCAUGCCACUUGACAGAAACACACUUCCCAAAAAGGGACUGAGAUACCCUACCUCCUCCAGGCAGACAUCUCACGAGGAAGGGAAGGAGUGGUUGAGGUCCCAUUCAACAGGAGGCCUUCAGGAUACUGGCAGCCAGUCCCCUCUGUCUCCUCCUGGAGCCUCUUGCACCACCACAGGAAAAUACCACUACUCCAACCUCU
Oreochromis niloticus (Nile tilapia) is the source of this 4642-nucleotide messenger RNA. Its product is annotated as neuron navigator 3. The record is from RefSeq and is a predicted model, not a curated record. NCBI's taxonomy places the organism in Eukaryota, Metazoa, Chordata, Actinopteri, Cichliformes, Cichlidae. Gene Ontology annotation, biological process: neurogenesis; nervous system development. Gene Ontology annotation, molecular function: protein binding.